AUGCCGGUCAGAGGUCAGGUAAUUGGGGUAGAUGACUGGCGCGUUGACAGUAAGAUUGAAGGGUAGCACUCGUAUUGGAUGAAAAGGUGAGACAGCGUGAAUAGCAAAUAUGGGCUAGAUAAAUAAUCUAAUCAAUAAAAAGUAGAGUGAGGAUUAAUCCGAAUGGAAAUAGUUAUGCACAGAAAUUAAACAGAAGGAGCUAUGAAUGAUACAGGGUCAUUAAUGUAAGUGAUCAACCCAUUAGUUGGGCACAGUGAGUAGGCUAUACAGGAAACGAAGAAAGCAGUAUCCCAACAGUUACAAACUAGUAAAUGAGAACAAAGUCAUCAGCAGGUAAAAAUGCACGUGCUUGUUCUAUGUCUCAUUCAAAGUUGUGUCAAGUUCUUUAUAAAGCGUAUUGUAACUGAUUAAAACAAAACGGACUUAAAUGCCACAACAAGUCCUUUUGCAGCUCGUAAUGAGACCAUUAGACGGGCUGCCCGACGAAACAGUCCUGUCGUCCGCGUGCUUCCAAUGCAAGAACCAGCUUGAUUCCUUGUGGAACUCACGAGGGCACACUAAAUUAGAAACUAAACUUGCCUUUCUCGUCGUCUUGACUCCGUGAGCACUGUUGUGCAGGCACGUGCUCACUCUCGCUACUGUCGAAAUAAGGGAAAAAUACUGCCCAUUUGCGCCCAAUUUCUACAAGUCUCUCCCCCACUGCAGUCCCUUGUCGUUGUUUAUCCAUUUUACCAAAUUCUUCAUAUUCUGUCGGUGUUCUUGCAACAAUGUGUUUUUUUUUUAUUUCAGAAUAUUCAAGCAGUUUGAGCCUUCUUCACUUUUGUUAUGAGGCUUCACCCAUUAAUGCUUUUGAAUCUAGCAGCUCUUAGGCUGCACAUUGCGGUGGAUAGUGGACGACAGAAAAAAUAUUUCGAGCACACGAAUUCACAACCACAUCCACAAACUCUGGGAGAAAAGAGUAUUCUUUUUUCGAGAAUAAGUUAGAGCAACAAACCCAGGUUAAGCGUUGGUGAAUAAGGAAGAAUGGCAAAAUUUGUAGGAACAAAAUACAACUGCACAUGGCAAUACGAUAAAACUAGACCACAACAAAAAGCAUGAUGGGAACAUAAAUAAACCAGGGUCACCAAGGACUUCACCCACAACCAUCAAUAAAUACAUACAGUAGGUGUGCAACUCAUGAAAUGUCAGCCGAAAUUCCGAAAUGCGUUUUCGUUUCGAGAGGAUUACUUAAGUAGGGUUGUAAAACUAAUUAUCAUGCAGCAUAAUUCUAUAAUAAUCCAGUUACCUCAGGAUGCCAACCUUUGAACGAACGUUUUUCUGGCCGCAUGCAGAAACCAUACUCUGUAAAAAAUGACUGCUUAAGUAGCAUGAAUUUUUCUCAUCGAUAUUCGAUGUCCUUAAAAAUUCAAUUAUGUUUCAUAUAAAAUACGCAUAAAAUAUCCAUUCUUUUACUCGUUCAGUUGAAAAUUACUUCUUUUUUCAAUUUUAUGCUCGAAAAAAGGUAUACUUCGGCUUUCAAACACUUUUCUAAUUCCCGAAUAAUGUUGAAUCCGAUCUGCCGUUGCAAUUGUAUUCAGGGUUUCCAAACUACAAGCCGUAUAUUUUCCGCGUACUGAAAACCAUACAUUUCUCUACGGUAUUGAAAGUAGAUCAUAUGGGGUUUAUAAAGUGUAGCAGUGGAUUUGAGACAUACUGUAAAUAUUACAAGCAACGUCAGUAAAUGCAGAGACAGGAUAUUUGAUGAACGGACAUUUCACGGUAUUAAAAAAUCUCAUAAUCGGAAACUUUUUUAAAAGCGUACUAUGCCCUUCCUUCAAGUAUAAAAUUUAAAGAAGGCGUAAUUUUCUACCGAAUGAGCAAAAGAACGAAUAUUUUUAUGUAUGUUUCCUAAGAAAUAUAAUUAUAUUUUAAGGGUAUCGAAAAUCAAUGAAACAUUCGUGCUACUUAAGUAGUCAUUUUUUACGGAUUGUGGUUUCUGAAUGUGGUUUCUCUUUCCCCUCGUUCAUCUUGCUCCGACAAUGAGACAGUGCCAGGGUGACUGGAGGUGGGCGUAGACGUAGUGGUUGAGAAUACUAGAAGGUCGUGUAUGCGUGCCAUAACUACAUCUGAAAUGGUACACUGAGGGCGGCUCAGAUCUCACGUGUGUGAGAUUGCCAUGGAGGCCGCAUUAAGCGAUCAUUGCUUCCCGACGCACAGCCCUCCAUUCAAUCCAAAAUUCUCAUCAUAAAGACCGAUUUAUCCCUUCAGUUGGCAGCCUUUCGGACCACGGUUCCUAGCGCACUGUGAUGGAUUCAAGCACGCCAGGUUUACCAUAACCAGGGAUGCGUUGAUUGGCUGCCUUGUUGAGUUUCCGUGUCGGUCUCACUCUUCCCUCUUCUAGCCACCAACCAAGUGCCGGAACAUGUCAGUCAACUAAUGAGGGAAUUGGGCGCAGUGACUGACACCUGAUAAAGGACUGCAUCUAGGUCGUUCGGCAUGUACGGCAGCAAUUACGGAGUCGCGUAGACUUUGAGCUGAGACAGUUCGCUCGCAAUAUCGGCCAUGUCAAAAUGGGUUUGCAUGGUUACUGUAGAAGGGGAACGUGGUCUUAGGGGAGUGGCAGGGGGAAGAAGCUAGCAGGCGAGAAGGACCGUCCUAACUGAUGAUGAUGAUGACGACGACAACGACGACGAUGCUGAUGAUGAUGAUGAUGAUGAUGAUGAUGAUGAUGAUGAUGAUGAUGAUGAUGAUGAUGAUGAUGAUGAUGAUGAUGAUGAUGAUGAUGAUGAUGAUGAUGAUGAUGAUGAUGAUGAUGAUGAUGAUGGACUAGGAGGAGGAGGGGCGGUGUUCUGA
Messenger RNA from Spirometra erinaceieuropaei, 2832 nucleotides. Lineage: Eukaryota; Metazoa; Platyhelminthes; Cestoda; Diphyllobothriidea; Diphyllobothriidae. The record is from the annotation of a GenBank genome assembly.